This is a messenger RNA of Pelmatolapia mariae (spotted tilapia), 2660 nucleotides long. It is a transcript of the gene ccr6a, whose product is annotated as chemokine (C-C motif) receptor 6a. The transcript has a single exon. Gene Ontology annotation, cellular component: external side of plasma membrane; membrane. Gene Ontology annotation, molecular function: C-C chemokine receptor activity; C-C chemokine binding. Gene Ontology annotation, biological process: cell chemotaxis; immune response; calcium-mediated signaling. Lineage: Eukaryota; Metazoa; Chordata; Actinopteri; Cichliformes; Cichlidae. Bases 45 to 1238 code for a protein of 397 amino acids. The record is from RefSeq and is a predicted model, not a curated record.
CGUUUGCUGUAGUUUGAUGUUUUUCUCUGCUUCCUUCAUAGUGAAUGAAGAUGACCUACUCUGCAGAGGAUUUGAUGUCCAACCAAACAUACACCAUGGAGAUGUUCAACCAAUCAUACACCACAGAGAUGUCCUACCCAGAAUAUGACUAUAAUGGCAGUGGGUUGUUCGAACCUUGUUCUUUUCAGAAAAACCAGAGUGUGGCGGAGGUGAUCGGCCCAUACAUUCACUCCAUCAUCUGCAUCCUGGGCCUCAUAGGAAACAGCCUGGUCAUUGUCACCUACGCCUUCUACAAGAGGACCAAGUCCAUGACUGACAUCUACCUGUUCAACGUGGCCAUCGCCGACCUGCUGUUCGUGCUGGCGCUGCCAUUCAUCGUCUACAAUGAGCUGUGGUCGUGGCCGAUGGGGCAGGUGGCCUGCAAGCUGCUACGCGGCUCCUACAGUGUGAACCUGUACAGUGGCAUGCUGUUACUUGCCUGCAUCAGCACCGACCGCUACAUCGCCAUCGUCCAGGCUCGGCGCAGCUUCAGACUGCGCUCGCUGUCAUACAGCCGCAUCAUCUGCGCUAUCAUCUGGAUCUUCGCUAUACUUGUGUCCGUCCCCACCUUCUACUUCUACCACCGGUAUGAGCCGUCACACACCAAGGGCUUCAUGUUGGACCAUGAUAACCAAACCCAGAGCUCGACUCCUGAGUAUGUCUGUGAGUUCAAGUUUGAAGACAAAAAAAGAGCCAAGGAGGUGAAGGUGGCCGUCCCCAGCACCCAGAUCAGCGUGGGUUUCUUCCUGCCACUCUUCAUCAUGAUUUUCUGCUACAGUGCCAUCAUCGUCACCCUGCUGAAGGCCAAAAACUUCCAGCGGCACAGAGCGGUGCGGGUGGUGCUGGUGGUUGUGGCUGUUUUCAUCAUCUGCCACCUACCCUACAACAUAGUGCUCCUGUACGACACGGCCAACCUGUUUCGGGAGCGCCCAUGUGGUGAGGCAGACAUAGUGGAGAUGGCCCUGACAGUGUCACAGACCAUUGCUUACAUGCACUGCUGCCUGAACCCGGUGCUGUACGCCUUUGUGGGGGUGAACUUCAGGAACCACUUCAGGAGGAUCUUCAGGGACCUGUGGUGUCUUGGAAAGAAGUACAUGGCUCCACGCCGCUUCUCCAGAGUCACCUCCGACUUCUACAUGUCCUCCACUCGGCGCUCAAUGGACGGGUCCAGCAACAGUGGCGCUUCUUUCACCAUGUGAAGACAUUUAUGGGUUCAUCUCUGAAGCUCCAGGUCUCUAACAACGAACCCGAUUCACAUCUGUUGCACCAACAAGAUUCUUCAAGAUAACCCCAUGCUGCACCUCUUGCUCUACUUCAUUUUUUAAAUCUUGAAAUAUUCCAACUCCUGCAUUUUCUUUCUUUUGUGUUUAUUUCGUGAGUGAUGACUGAAGACGAGUCUCCCGCAAAGCCUCCUGCUGUCUGUACUACACAAAUGAAGCUGAGAGCUCAUCAUCUCCUGCAGCUGCAGAUGAUGAGCUCUAAGCGAGGAUAAGAGUGACCUUGAAGAGUUUCUCUGACUGAUGUGUUCCUGAAAAGACUGAUGGCGACUUGAAACUUCGUGUCCUCUGAAGUUCUCAGAAAGGAUGCUGAAACAGACUCUGAUGUUCAGUCCUGCACAGCUGAAUUAUUCCUAUGCUCAGGUAGCCAUGUAACCUGCAUAUGCACCAAUAAUCAGCUGCCUCGCCAUUGAAUUCCUCCUCCCACAGGUGAACUACGCCCCCUGGUCCUGGUUCUGCUCAUGAACCAGUUCUCCACCUACUGCAGCUUCUUGUUAGAGAGACCCUCCAGAACAGAACCAGAACUUAACCCACUGUAAUCAUCAGUACUAAGAACCCCGACAGCGAGCACAUGAAUUUUCAAAUUAAGAGUGAGAGGGAUUGUCCAAACCACAACACACCUGGUCAGCUCGCUGUGGUAACCUCAGACCAAAACCUUGAAGAUCCCUUUGGUCCCCCAAACGUCGUCAGACUGGAAACCAAUAUGUUUGGUGAAAAUGUCUGUGAUUGCUUUGUGGAAACUUUCAAUGAGCUGUUUUUACUGGAAUUACUGCCGGCUGCCGCCCAUGGAUGCAGAUUCAUAAAUGAUGGCCAGCAUGGUCUGAAGUACUGGUCAUCAGGGUCAGGGGUCAGGCUUAGAGUUUGUUGCAGCCAGAUGAUCAAUGUUACAGUGAAUCUGUCAUGUAAGUGUCACACAGUAAAAGAUAUCGAUAAAAAGGGAGGAGCCUUACCCUGACCCCAGGCAUGUUUUAAAUCCUUUUUUAACAUUUUGUACUUAAGAAUUUUUUUAUGUUAAUUUGCUGUUUGCCAUUUCAUUCAUAUCAGAGCUGUGUGAGUAGUCUGCAUUGAUGCAAAUGUGUAAUCCUAAUCUGCUCACGGGUGAUUUCCAGGAUUAAGAAUUGAAACUUUUCAGAGGUUUUCACAUCCUCAUUUAAGUCGUGAUGAAAUUCAGUUUUUCAGUUUUAAUUUCCUCUCAAUGCUCAAACAUUUAGAAAACGCUUUUCUUUAUAUCCAACUCUCAUUUGUUGUGAUUCCUAUCAUUCUUCUUUUUUAACUUCCUGUUCAUACCUGAGUUUAUUUUUAUGACAAUGAAUGUAUCCUGUGAAUGUAAUAUUACAUCUUAGC